CGAGGGGAGGAGCCGCUGCCUCCGGCGCCCCCGCCGCCGUGAUGAACCUCAGCCGCCUGUACCGCUUGCUGAAGCCUGCGCUGCUGUGCGGGGCCCUGGCCGCGCCGGGUCUGGCCAGCACCAUGUGCGCGUCCCGAGACGACUGGCGCUGUGCUCAGUCUAUGCACGAGUUCUCCGCCAAGGACAUCGAUGGAAGCAUGGUUAACCUGGACAAGUACCGGGGCUUCGUGUGCAUCGUCACCAACGUGGCCUCGCAAUGAGGCAAAACAGAAGUAAACUACACUCAGCUUGUCGACCUGCACGCCCGAUUCGCUGAGUGCGGUUUACGGAUCCUGGCCUUCCCUUGCAACCAGUUCGGGAGGCAGGAGCCAGGGAGUAAUGCGGAGAUCAAAGAGUUCGCUGCUGGCUAUAAUGUCAAAUUCGAUAUGUACAGCAAGAUCUGUGUGAACGGAGACGAUGCUCACCCGCUGUGGAAGUGGAUGAAAGUCCAGCCCAAGGGCAGGGGCAUCCUGGGAAAUGCCAUCAAAUGGAAUUUCACCAAGUUCCUCAUUGACAAGAACGGCUGUGUGGUGAAGCGUUAUGGUCCCAUGGAAGAGCCCCUGGUAAUAGAGAAGGACUUGCCCUGCUACCUCUAGCUCCACAAGUAUGCGCCCCCCCCACGGCCCCUGCCCCUCGGAGCCUUCUACCCGGCACCCAUGACGGUCUGCCUGAAAACCAGCCCGCUGGUGGGGCAGACCCGAGAACUCGGCGUGCACCCCCCGCCGGAGGAAGGUUCCUCGGCCCGGCCCGAGGCUUGGCGCCCCCCCCACCCCUGGUUAUCUUGUGGGAAUAAAACGUACAAAUUGGC
Leptonychotes weddellii (Weddell seal) is the source of this 847-nucleotide messenger RNA. It is a transcript of the gene GPX4, whose product is annotated as glutathione peroxidase 4. Lineage: Eukaryota; Metazoa; Chordata; Mammalia; Carnivora; Phocidae. Gene Ontology annotation, biological process: response to oxidative stress. Gene Ontology annotation, cellular component: nucleus; mitochondrion. The record is from RefSeq and is a predicted model, not a curated record. Gene Ontology annotation, molecular function: glutathione peroxidase activity; phospholipid-hydroperoxide glutathione peroxidase activity.